AUACCUGUAUGCAUUCCCUUCACGAAAACCUGGUGAGGAAUCUACCAAUUGCUUUUCGUCUCCUGUCCAUCCCUUGUGCGCUACCGCUCCUCUCCCUUGGCAACGACGACUGGCGCCGCCGCUGCCAGACUUCGCUGGGCAUCUCGCCGGCGACGAGCUCCCACCAGGAUUAGAGAAGGUGAUGGCGAGGAGUGACAGCUGCCUGGCGCGCGUGGGUGCCGGAGUUGCGAUCGGUGGCGCGGUCGGCGGAGCCGUCGGUGCUUGUUAUGGAACUUUUGAGGCAUUCAGAUACAAGAUCCCUGGAUUGCUAAAGAUCAGACAUAUCGGGCAAACUACUGUUGGCAGCGCUGCAAUUUUUGGGCUUUUCUUGGGGGCUGGGAGCUUGAUUCACUGCGGAAAAUCCUACUAGUUUGUUUCCCUCCUUUUUCUGAACACGACUUUGUCGAUGUGCUUCAGAGGAGGAUUCUAGAUUUUGAGCGCUACCCUGAGUGGCUUCAGUGAAAACUAUUCAACGCCUGUACAAUUUAACAGCUAAUACCUCAGGGUUGGAAAGAGCAAUCAAGUUAUGUCCUGGUUUGGUGUGGAUGGAAAUACUCCCUCCAUUUCAAAUUAAAAUAAAAUUCGUUUUAA
Molecule: messenger RNA, 630 nt
Organism: Zea mays
Lineage: Eukaryota; Viridiplantae; Streptophyta; Magnoliopsida; Poales; Poaceae
Exons: 4
Coding region: 182-409 (75 amino acids)
Biological process (GO): protein import into mitochondrial matrix; protein insertion into mitochondrial inner membrane
Cellular component (GO): TIM23 mitochondrial import inner membrane translocase complex
Source: RefSeq, marked validated